UUAUCAUGGAUUAUAAAGAAAAAGCUCAUUCUGUCGCUGAACUCCUUCUAAGCUACAGGAAGGACGAGUCCGGCUGGAAAACCUGCAAGAAAACGAAUGAAGUCGUGGUUUCUUGGAGACCAUCAGUUGAAUUUCCUGGAAAUAUGUAUAAAGGAGACGGGAUCAUCAAAGGGAGUCCGCAGAAGGUGUGGGAGUGUUUAAAACCAGACCCCAACGGACUUCGUCUCAAAUGGGACAAAAACAUCAAGAAGUUUGAGCUCCUGGAGCAGAUAUCUCCUGAGGUUUUGAUCGGCAGGACUGUUACUCCCUCGGCUGCCAUGGGCGUGAUUUCACCACGAGACUUCGUGGACGUCAUUCUCGUCAAGAAAUACGAGGAUGGCACAAUUACAUCGAACGCGACUAACGUGAGCCAUCCCUCCUGCCCUCCUCAGCCUGGCUACGUACGCGGCUUCAACCAUCCAUGUGGCUGCAUCUGCACACCUGUACCUGGGGAGGCGGAUCAGACUCAGCUGAUCAGCUUCUUCCAGACUGAUCUCGGAGGUUUGCUUCCACGUUCCGUCGUCGAUUCCUUCUUCCCUUCCAGCAUGACCGAAUUCUACAGCAACCUCGGCAAAGCCGUCAGAUCUCUCAAAUAG
Messenger RNA from Trichomycterus rosablanca, 635 nucleotides. It is a transcript of the gene stard5, whose product is annotated as StAR related lipid transfer domain containing 5. Lineage: Eukaryota; Metazoa; Chordata; Actinopteri; Siluriformes; Trichomycteridae. The record is from RefSeq and is a predicted model, not a curated record. The transcript is spliced from 6 exons. Gene Ontology annotation, biological process: cholesterol import. Gene Ontology annotation, molecular function: cholesterol binding; cholesterol transfer activity. The coding region runs from base 6 to 635 and encodes 209 amino acids.